This is a messenger RNA of Plectropomus leopardus (leopard coralgrouper), 2042 nucleotides long. It is a transcript of the gene mybpha, whose product is annotated as myosin binding protein Ha. The record is from RefSeq and is a predicted model, not a curated record. Gene Ontology annotation, molecular function: protein binding. NCBI's taxonomy places the organism in Eukaryota, Metazoa, Chordata, Actinopteri, Perciformes, Serranidae.
ACAAUGCCAGGAAAACCUGCACCCAUUAAGAAGUCCCCAGCCAAGAAGGUUGCCGCGAAGGCACCUGAGCCCGCCCCGGCUCCCGUAGAGGCUCCACCUGCGGAGGCUCCACCUGCGGAGGCUCCACCUGCUGAGACUCCGCCUGCGGAAGCUCCACCUGCGGAAGCUGCUCCAGCACCCGUGGGAGAAACAGCACCUGCAACCCCAGCAGAGGACACCCCUGCGGCUGAAGGAAGCCCGCCAGCUGAAGCCUCGGCCACCGAGGAAGGAGCCGACUCGACAGCUCCCACUGAGGCUGCUGCUCCUGCUGCUGAAGACGGCGCCGCUGCUCUCGCUGCAGAUGCUCCCGCAGACGCUGCUCCAGUAGAAGCUGCCAUAGUUGAAGAACCGCCAAAGGCCCCCACGCCGCCGCCUCCUGCAGUCCCCACCAGCGCUCCGCUGGACGUAUCUGUGGAGGAUGUGAACGACUCCAGCCUCUCCAUUAAAUGGAAGACACCAGAGACCAUUGGAGACUCCGGCCUGGACGGAUACACUGUCGAGUACUGCAAGGAUGGAACAACAGACUGGGUUGUAGCUCAAGAGGAGCUGACCCCCGCUAACCGAUGCUGCAUCAAGAAUCUCACAACCGGCGACCUGCUGCUUGUUCGCGUGGUGGCUGUAAACGCUGGUGGCCGCAGUGAACCCGGCACACUUGCUGAGCCUGUGCACAUUCGUGAGAUUGGCGACCGCCCCAAGAUCCGCAUGCCCCGUGCUCUCAGAACCCGCUAUGUCAAGCAAGUUGGAGAGCAGAUCAACUUGGUCAUCCCCUUUAUUGGAAAGCCCAAACCUGUCGUGUCCUGGCUCAAGGACGGUAAGCCGUUGGACACAAAGAGGGUCAACAUCAGGAACAGCGACAAGGACAGCAUCAUGUUUAUCCGCACCUCUGAGAGGGAGGACUCUGGUGUUUACGAGAUGACCGUUAAAGUGGAAAGCUUUGAAGACAAGGCCACCAUCACCCUUCAGAUUGUUGAGCGGCCCGGCUGUCCUGCCAGUGUGAAGCUCGUUGACUCCUGGGGCUUCAAUGCUGCUCUGGAAUGGACCCCUCCCAAAGAUAAUGGCAACACAGAGAUCACUGGAUACACCGUCCAGAAGGCUGACAUGAAGACUGGGGAAUGGUUCUCUGUGCUAGAGCACUACCACAGGCUGACUGCCACCAUCUCAGACCUCAUCAUGGGAAAUUCGUACUCUUUCAGAGUGUUCGCUGAGAACCAAGUGGGCAUCAGUGAGAAGAGCGCUGUCACUAAGGAGGUGGCCAAAAUCCAGAAGACAGGUAUUGUGUACAAGCCCCCUGAGUACCCGGAGCACGACUUUAGUGAGGCACCCAAGUUCACCACACCCCUCAGUGACCGUGCUGCCACUGUUGGAUACACCACCAAGCUGCUGUGUUCUGUCCGUGGAUGUCCCAAGCCUAAAAUCGAGUGGUUGAAGAAUCAGAUGGUCAUUGGCAAGGACCCCAAGUUUCGUCAGAUCUCUAACCAGGGCAUUUGCUCCCUUGAGAUCCGUAAGCCCUGCAGCUUCGAUGGUGGCGUUUACACCUGCAGAGCCAAGAACGCCCAGGGAGAGGCCGCUGUCUCCUGCAAGCUGGAAGUGAAACAGGUUAUUAUUUCAGAUGCUGAGAAGGGCAAAUAAACCAACACCCAAAACUCCAGAGUGCCUUCAAAGGACCAUCGGAAGUCCAGGUCUUAUGCUUUAGGAGUGUUUGAGGAGGUGAGAGGAAAAGUUGUGGCUGUCUGCUUGGCAGUGUGUACAUAAUGAAGGAAGGAACAGAACAACAUACCAACAUCUCCGUAUCUAUUUCCACCCCCACCCAUCCCGACUCACCCACUCCUCCCAGUAUGCAGGGAAGACCCACACAGCCCAACCCAUCGCUGUUUGCCAAAUGUUGUAUGUUAUUUUAGUUGGUGACAUGUAUGUAAGGCUACAUUUACAUUGUAUUUUUUCUGGCUGUGUUCAUGUGCUGUUUGUUAUGUACUACUCAAUAAAACAAUGAACCCUUGGACAUG